AUGAUAUAUGGACACUUGCCAGAAGAUCCUCAAUGGCAAUUGCUCGAACAUCCAUUAACAAUGAAACAAUAUCUCAUGCUACCUCAUAUACACGGAACAUUUUUUGAACUCAAUCUAAAUAUUGUAUCACCCGUCUAUACGCACAAAAUUACUCUUGAGCCAGGACAAUCAUAUGGGGAAGUACUUAUUGCAACAUCGACUGAUGGUGUUGGACUAUCUGGAUCGUUACGUGAUAAAUCGGAUACGAAAAUUGAAGGUGGUGAUUUCGUGUACUUUGAUCAUGAUCAAAAUUUGUGGCGAUGUCGUUUUGCUCCACAAAAAGUCGGUAAUCACCCAAUUUUAAUAUUUGGUGAUGAUAUUUUAUCAUCAGCAAAUGUUAUUGGAAAUGAUGGAAAAGAUGGACAGGAAGUUGUUGUAUUCGUAGCAUGA
Rotaria sp. Silwood1 is the source of this 429-nucleotide messenger RNA. NCBI's taxonomy places the organism in Eukaryota, Metazoa, Rotifera, Eurotatoria, Philodinida, Philodinidae. The record is from the annotation of a GenBank genome assembly.